Molecule: messenger RNA, 2775 nt
Organism: Schizophyllum commune H4-8
Lineage: Eukaryota; Fungi; Basidiomycota; Agaricomycetes; Agaricales; Schizophyllaceae
Exons: 9
Coding region: 1-2775 (924 amino acids)
Source: RefSeq, a predicted model, not a curated record
AUGUUUGGUGCUCUCUUGGCAUGUUGUACGAGGGGAAUCUUCAGCGUAGCGUGGGAUAUAUUCCCCUAUCAUCUCAACGUGGGCGAAGCGGAGGUAAUUGACAAAUCACAACAAUGGAAGGACGAACAUGUGUCGCACGCAUGCUUACGUCCUGGUACUCCUCCGUCCUUCCACCAUCGUGUCCCCGUCCCUCCCAGGAUCAACGCAGUCAUGCCUCGCGUCGAGUCCAACCUGAAGCCUAUCUUACCUGUGUACCAUCACCAGCGAGCCAACGAUACCACGGCCCGUACGGAUGGCGCCGCGGCGGCUGAGAUACCAUCCCGAAGGAAACCCAUGGCCUUCACUCACGGAGGAGCACAAGCGCAAAGGACGGAUCCUUUCUCUGCGAGCCCUCAACAGUCUGGCAGCUCGAGAAAAUGUGGAGUGGACGUGUCUGCGCCGGAUAACAACGGUCGACGACAUACCGAGAGCGAGGAUUUCUCGCAUAAACCCCCCGGCGCGGAUGUUGCCCUUCCGAACUGCGCUACACUUGUGUACAAGCACGACAACUCUCAGUGCCAAUCCUGGCGCGAUGAGAUUGAAUCAUUCAUGGUAUUUGCCGGUCUGUUCUCUGCAGUUCUCACAGCGUUCAUCAUGGAGUCUUACAAGUGGCUGAUGGUCGAGCCGGACGAUAUCUCGGCGGACUAUCUUCGUCAAAUACUCGCUCUCAUGUCCCAUGUCGACGUGACGGCGGUGAAGACGGUCAGCAGGUCUACCCCUCUUCCAUCCGACGUUAUGACUCGCAUCAAUGGGUUCUGGUUCAGCAGUCUCACUCUCAGCUUGACUUCGGCUCUGGUCGGGAUCGUCUCCAAGCAAUGGCUGCGAGAGUUCUUGCGUGACACGGGCCACUCACAUCAGACCAAUCUUGCCGUCAGGCAGGUGAAGUACGAUGGUCUGACGGAGUGGUACGUUGGCGCUGUUAUAGCGACCAUCCCCCUACUUCUUCAAACCGCGCUUUUCCUGUUCCUUGCUGGUGUCAUCGAUUUGCUCUGGCAUCUGCAAAAGGGCGUAGCUGUGCUCAUCAGCAUUCUCUGUUCCUCUACUAUGCUCUUCUUCCUCAUCACGACCAUUCUCCCGGGCGUGCAAUAUGUGCGUCAUCACCGCGGCCUCCGCCUCCAUAAAAUCUACCAGGUGCCAUUUAAGUCGCCACAGGCGUGGUUGUUUAUGCGCAGCCUGGUUACCAUUCUGAAUUUCUUCGCCUGGGCGUACGCAUAUGUUCUCUCGCUGUGCAGCAAGGAAGCGAAUGAGCACCAGCACGUCUCGCCUUACCAGGUGUUUUCGACCUGGACACAGUUCGAUCUCGAUUGGACAAGCCAGCGAGACUUCACUGCCGCAUGGGACAACGCGCCUGUCUCUUUAGCGCGCUGCUUAGGCUUCAUCGAACUCACCUUCGAGCACCCGUCCUUGCGAGAUUGGAUCUGGAACUGCCUAUGGCACCUACGGCACAAGGCCGAAAAUGCCCAAUACGUCUUGCAAUGCUUCCGAGGCGAUCUCACCGAGCAACUCGAGUUGACCUCGCCCGACGAUAGGUUGAUUGACGACGUCAAGAUUAAACUCGACCCCACAGGUUACUCGCGGGCAACCUCUGAGGCGAUGAUGCACGCCCUCUUGGACGCUGAUCAAGGGGUUCCUCGAGUCGAGACGCGUCUCGAGCAUGUCAUCCGAAUCUUCAAUACUUUCGAGAUGGAAGGAGGGGAUGAGAUCCCCCGCCGGAUCGAUUUCUUGAUGAGUGAUACGCUGCAAAACUUAGCAAGUACAAAAACGAGCACGGAUCUCUGUUUACAGCUGUUCUAUGUUGCUCAGGACCUGUUGCGCCUGUGUGAUAUUGGGGACGCCGACUCCUUCCGGUGGUUGACUCUCGCGCACGAAGUCAUUGAUCAUCUGAACAAGAACGACAUUCGAGACGCUGAUGUCCCAUCCCCAAGAUUGUUCAGUCUCGAAAUCGGCAUCGAGAUCGCCGACUGGCUCGACUCCCUGUCCGACAAAGAUACGGGCGAGUUGGCUGCCCGCGUACUCUGGGCAGCGCAAGUCACAGUUAUGCUCGCUCGCCGUUUCGUCAAACUGGGCCCUUUGGAUUGUGUUGCCGCAUGGCAUCCCCGUUUCCCGGAAAUCUACGACCUUGUGCAGCGCGUUCACGGCAAGGCGAUCUCCGUACUACAAGAUACCGCCCCCGCGUGGACAAUGGAUGUCUUCAGCCUAGACGAGUUGACGCUCGUGAGGGCGUCCCUGGAGGCGCGACUUGAGGCGGAGAAGGACGUCGGCGGGCGCCGCAAACGCAAGACGAGCGCGAAGCGGAGGACAUCGCAACGAACAGAUUCGAGUGGCACCAAUACGCAGGCAAAUUGUGGCAACAUCCGCUUGUCGGAUGAACCAUUGGACGGCCAGCAUACUCUAAGAGCUCGGUCGACGUCUCCGCCCUCGGGCCCCGAUCCAGACACGCGCGCCGUACAUUGGAACACUGAGCCUCGCGAAUCGAAGGAGAACAGUGGCAUGGAGGAGGCUGAUAUAUCGCGCUCCUCACGAGGGACCCUCCCUGCCGACGAGCCUCGUCGUCGGUCGCCUGACCGUGGUCGUGACACACGAAGCGAUGAUCGACGCUCGUCGAGCUCGCCAGUGUCAGCCGGCGCGCCGGUAGGCGAAGUGGCUACGCCUCGUCCUGACGUGGUCAUAUGCGGAGACGACGUACUUGCCGAAGCGAUACCAUCGCCGUCACGGGCGACAUUCAAGGAAGACUAG